Chaetomium globosum CBS 148.51 is the source of this 1257-nucleotide messenger RNA. RefSeq lists its product as uncharacterized. NCBI's taxonomy places the organism in Eukaryota, Fungi, Ascomycota, Sordariomycetes, Sordariales, Chaetomiaceae. The record is from RefSeq and is a predicted model, not a curated record. Gene Ontology annotation, molecular function: oxidoreductase activity. Bases 1 to 1257 code for a protein of 418 amino acids. The transcript is spliced from 3 exons.
AUGGCAUCCCUCCUGUCAUACGUGCCGCUGGUCAAUCGACUAGUGUCGACUGGCGAUGAACCACAGACAGUUAACCUCCCUCCCGUCGAAGUGCACAGUGUUGAAGCGAAUCCGGACAAAACACCACGCACCCUCAAACAUCUCCUAAAGGCAAACCAUGUCAACCACUCCAUUCUUUACCACAAUCUCCAGUUUGACAACCACUUGCCCCAUAUCCUAUGCUCAGCCUACCAUCUCGGCGCCGAGUCACGCCAGCUCUACCACAUCUACGAUGAAGAGUCCAAAACUCUCGAACCAUGGAAGGACUCGCCUUCUCAGAUGGCCGAGGAUGACUGGCGGGAUUACUUGGGCGAUAAGCGGUACCAACGGGCCUUUGUGGAUUUCUUUGAGGAUGCCCUCGCUAUGAACCAUGCCUACGACUGGAAGGGUGUGAUUAAAGAGUAUAUGUUCAAGGGCGAAGAGCCUCUGAUUAACUGCCUCAUCGGUGGCCUCGGCCACCCUCUCAUCCACCUUGGCUACGCCUACGAGUUCGACAGCCGCGAAAUUGCCAUGGAAGCCCUCGGUCUCGCCGCAACGCAGUACAACUUCCUGCACAAAUACUCCGACGACCCCUCCUACGCCCGCCCCGCGCCCUUCUCCUCCACCUCCCCCCUCGAACUAAUCAACAAGCUCGCCUCCGAUACCCGCUUCGACGGUCUCUUCAAGACGCCAGGCUACGCCAACAUCGAACCCCUCUUCCAGCAACACGAAUCCCUCAUCCUCGAGUACUGGAACGCCUGGGACAUCUCCACCCCCUCCACGAAAUCCACCACCGACCUAACCUCCCUCUUCCGGUUCUCCCAAGAAGCCGCCGUCGCCCUGCUCGUGGCCACCGUACGGCCCGGCACGCACGCGUACAACUUCUUCGUCGUGCACGUGCUGACCACUAGCCACGCCGUGCGUAUCCUGCUGCCGCUGAUGCCCGCCAAGUGGCACGCCCCGCUCGUCCGCCAGUGGUGGCUGCUCGCCCUGGCCGUGUACAUCGCCGUGCUGCGGCCGGCCGUCGAUCCCGACUAUGUCGACCCCGGGGAUCUGAAGGGCCGCGGGUGGAAGUAUGUGGAGAAUAGGGCGUUGGAUUCGGAGUGGAGGACCGAUGCGCAUUUUGUUAAGGCUGUGCGGGCGAUGAGGGAGGCUGCGAGGACGUGGGGGGAUGUGCAUAACCGCUAUCUUGCUGCGGCGGUCAAGUUUGUGGACGGCUUUGAGGGGUGGGUGCAUUGA